This is a messenger RNA of Platichthys flesus (European flounder), 1373 nucleotides long. Its product is annotated as inositol-tetrakisphosphate 1-kinase-like. Gene Ontology annotation, biological process: inositol trisphosphate metabolic process. Lineage: Eukaryota; Metazoa; Chordata; Actinopteri; Pleuronectiformes; Pleuronectidae. The coding region runs from base 161 to 1192 and encodes 343 amino acids. The record is from RefSeq and is a predicted model, not a curated record. Gene Ontology annotation, cellular component: cytoplasm. Gene Ontology annotation, molecular function: inositol-1,3,4-trisphosphate 6-kinase activity; ATP binding; inositol-1,3,4-trisphosphate 5-kinase activity. The transcript has 10 exons.
UACUGUCACACACCUGAAGCAGGUCUACUUCUUCUUCUUCUAUCUUCAUAUCAAACCCACUGGGACUGGACUGAGGGGGGUGUGAGCUCAGACUGAGGAGGAGGGAGGGAGGGUCUGUGUGUCUGCUAUCAAUUGGCCCCUCACUCACUCUCUCAGCCUCAUGUCAGGCCGCAGGGUGGGCUUCUGUCUCAGUGACAAGAAACGAAGGAGGAUUAACCUGAAUGCAUUUAGAGAUUUCUGUUGGGUCCAUGGAGUGGAAGUGGUGGAGAUCGACCUCACUCAGCCGCUGAUACCCCAGGGACCCUUCAAUGUCAUCGUUCAUAAGCUGUCUGAUGUCAUCGUGGAGGCUGAGCACGACAGCCGAUCACAGCAGCUGCUCGCCAACUUCCAGAGCUAUGUGUCCACUCAUCCUGAUACUGUCCUCCUGGACCCCCUGCCUGCGAUGACCAAGCUCCUGGACAGAUUUGUGUCUUACAGGAUCAUGAGCCAGCUGCACAACUCCCUCCGAGACUGGCAUAUCUGCAGCCCCCCUUACCUAGAGGUCCCCAGUGCCGCUGACCUGUCGACCAUCAAGCAGACUGUGAUGUCUCAGGGCCUCAGCUUUCCCCUCAUCUGCAAAACCAGAGUGGCACAUGGCUCACCAUCCCAUGAUAUGUCUCUGAUCUUCAGUGCUGGCAGUCUGGCUGAUAUCCAUCCUCCCUGUGUGCUCCAGAGCUUCGUCAACCACGGAGCGGUUCUGCACAAGGUAUUCGUGGUGGGAGACAAACACUUCUGCGUAGAGAGACCCUCCCUCAAGAACUUCACCUCAGGUCCCUGUGACAGGAAAACCAUCUUCUUCAACAGCCACCAGGUGUCCAAGCCAGAGUCCAGCUCUGAUCUCACCGCGCUGGACGAGCAGAUGCCAUGCCUGCCACCUCUCAGCUCCCAGGCCGUGGCUGCGCUGGUCAGAGAGCUCCAGGCUCAGCUGGGCAUGGCCCUGUUCGGCGUGGACAUCAUCAUCAACAUACACACACACACCCUGACUGUCAUCGACAUCAACAUCUUCCCAGGGUAUGAGGGAGUGCCACAGUUUUUCUCCGCCCUGCUCAGCCACAUCAAGACAGUGUUAGACGAACAGACCUCCGCCUGCCCCCGGGCCACCAGCUCUCCUCAGACAACAAACACUGCAGGUGGUCCGUCUGCCGGCACUUAAGUCGCCUUGGGAGCAGAUGUGACUGAUGAUUUGCUUUGAACCAAAUCAGCUGUUUCCAAGACUUUGCUACAUUAUUUAUUUACAAUGUGUAACAGAGCUGUAUCCCCUGUAAACAACAGUAAUGAUUCCAGAGAUUCAAGUCGAUCAACAAACUGACACUGACACUGACACAUACUGGUUU